Rubroshorea leprosula is the source of this 695-nucleotide messenger RNA. The record is from the annotation of a GenBank genome assembly. Lineage: Eukaryota; Viridiplantae; Streptophyta; Magnoliopsida; Malvales; Dipterocarpaceae.
AUGUCACAAAAACCCGCCUUAAUCUAAGCACCUAUUAAUGCCUUCAACGUGCAUUUAUCAUAAGCCUUACAAUAUAUGAUGCUGUAAUAUAUGGCUAGGCCUAGCAGUAUCUAAUGUUGCAAUACAUGGUUGUAUCACUAGAAAUACAUAAGGAAGUCUCUUUCCUUUAUUAUUUCCUUAUUUAUUAAAUCUCAUCAUCUUCAUCAACUAAUUACUACUUCUACAUGUAGGUCAUCAAUAAACCUAUGAAACCAAGCUCAUGGGAAUUAUUCGGGAUAAACUAUGGGAGCAAUGGCUUGGCAGGCAUGGAUGGGUGAAUGUUGCCUGCCUGGCGAAGUGAGGUAUUCACGCCAACGAAGCCUAGCAUUGGCUAGGUUGCUUGACUUCGCUAGAAAGGGCUGGGUGGCAAAGACGUGGAGGCUGAACUUGGUCACAAAACCGUACUAUUUGAUGCUAAUUAAAAGCUUAAAAUCUCGUUCAAAACCAACCAGAGAUGCUAUCUUAGUCACCAUCAGCAACUUGCAAUUGUAUUCAAUGUAAAAGAUGGCUGCACAAGUUCCAUGGUUUUGGGAACUAUUGAAAAAGAUCUGAUCUCAUUGGGAAAAUCUACCAAAAUCUUGAGCAGACCUUGGAAAAUCUACCAAUAUCUUGGGCAAUCCUUGGAAAUCUACCAAAAUCUUGGCCAGAUCUGAUUU